This is a messenger RNA of Colletotrichum karsti, 1515 nucleotides long. RefSeq lists its product as uncharacterized. The transcript has a single exon. The coding region runs from base 1 to 1515 and encodes 504 amino acids. Lineage: Eukaryota; Fungi; Ascomycota; Sordariomycetes; Glomerellales; Glomerellaceae. The record is from RefSeq and is a predicted model, not a curated record.
AUGUUCUCAAACCAGCCGCAAGGAAUGUCACCUGAAGACAUCAAAACACUCCGCGAUCUCGCCGGCCGCUACGGCUCCAACAACGUCACAUAUACUCUCCGCAACAUCACAUCUCCUGAGCCAUAUCUCAGCGUACCGAACCGCAACUCGGGUCUCUCAAUAACAAGCUUUGGAAGCGACGCUCCCUCUCUGUCUUCUGGCCCUUGGUCUAACUCCUCCGUCUCCAUCUGCGAGGACGCCUCAAUGUCGGGCUCCUUCUUUAUGCCUUCAUGGGACGCCGAACCAGCAUUACUCCUUUCAGACACAAACUCUCUCUCGGGUUCAGAGUUCCAGGACCAGAUCUCUCCACGCAACACUAUGAUGAUGAUGAAAUCCCCGGUCUCCAAGGCCAUCGAGUGCCCCAUGUGCGCUGCGUACGACGUUCACGUAGGCUUCGGGCGCAAGUCAGACUUCAAGAAGCACCUCCAGAACUUUCACAACACAAACUCUCUCUGGGUCUGUCCGGACUCGUGCUGUAAGAUGGUUUUCGACUUCGAGAAGGCCUACAUCACGCACUUCAAGAUCGAGCACGGAGACGCGUGCCCGCCCGCAGACCUCAAUAAGGUUGAACUCUGCCCACAGGUCGUUUUUGCCUGUGGCUUCGUCGGCUGCAAGGAGGUCUUCGAAGCCGCGUCUGACACCGACGCUGCCAUCGCCGCCGAGACGUGCUUUGAUCACCUGGCAGGUCACUUUGACAAGCGCAGCAGCGUGUCGUCGGAGUGGACUUACUACCACCAAGUCCAGAACCUUCUCCGCCAGAGAUCUCUGAAGGACGAGUGGAAGCAUUCUCUCUGGGACAAGGCCGCCCGGAACCAGCUUCGCUGGCAACCCCGCUCCUCAGGGGACCUCAAGAAGCUGCUCGAGUGCCGGCAUCUUCCGGACGUCCCUAAAAUCCUUCAUGCUGCGUGGACACUCGGCCAGACGUCCUUUUCCUCACCAGAGCACCCCGCUCCCGAGUUCCCCGGCGCCGCCACCCGCCCUCUCCGCUCCACCUGCGCCUUCUUCGCAAAGGGCCACGCCGAGAUGAAGGUCGUCGUCCCUCAACAACCCGCCCCCCACCAGAACAUCUUCUCCCUGAGACGCAAUCUCUUCCCCGUCAAGCUGGCCACCGUCUCGCACCCGCCGCCGCGCAGCGUCCCCGACGAGCCGGACUCUCUGGAAUACCCCCACCCGGGCACUCCCAUCGUGCUCCCCGAGCGCGACGAUUGGUCUACCAACGUCGUCCUCGGCCCCCCGGAAGACGAGCAUCUCUGCUUCGACCCGGCCAUGUACCCCUCCUGCGGCAACCCCAUCGCGCCCUGGAGCCAGAGCAUGGGCGACCUCAGCCCCAGGACCGACUGCGAGAGCAUCGGGCCCCUGCUGAGCGUGCCGAAGCAGAAGCGCCCGUUCAGCUGGGGACGGAGGAGCCUCGAGAACCUGAGGCUCAAGAGGCGCGGCGUCGAGGACAAGGGCGCUUCCCUCCCGACCUGGAUUUGA